CAAGUUUGAAACAAAUCAGUGAUUCGAGUAUUACCAUCGUUGCCUGCCCGGUUUUCUCUUUGUUAUCGUCUAAAUAAUCAGAUGAGGAAUUGUCCUAAAAAAUGAUUAAAAACAGCUCUCUUAAGUCCCCGUCUUCCCAUAAAAUACAGUUUGUUCAGUGGCUUUAAUAUGAAGCCUGUAUGCGGUUUGUGUUAAAAAAGGAUGCAAUUCAAAUUGUAAGGCCUUUCCUGACAGCUUUCCUGACAGUCGACAAGUUGUAAAGCUGACCGGCCAGAAAAUCUUUGACUUGAAAUUUUGUUCUUCCAUCAUUGUUUUUGAUCAGUGGCAAAUGACAUCGGAUGCUUCUGGGAACCCACGGUACUCGGGUUGUGCUGUCUCUGGUCAACAACCAAACACCUGGCUUAGAAGUAAUCUUAUCAGGGUCCCAAGCAAAGUAAAAAAAGUUGAUGUUAAUCUUGCAUACACAACUAGGAACUGUACUUUACUUGGUGGAGAUAGUUUCUGUAGAGAAUAUUUCGACUUUUACGUGCAUCAGUCUAUGAACUCAUCGACACCUGACCCUUCAAGAAACAAUGCCACUUAUGAAAAGAUUGCUGAAAUAACCUCGCCAAUCUUUGAUAUCAAUGUCAGAGUAGCAAAAACUUUUUGUGUUGAAGUGAAAGAAAAAUACAUCAUUCUGGCCUUUCAUAAUCAAGGUUCUUGUAGUUCUAUUUAUUCUGUCACCGUCAGUUAUUACCUCUGCCCAGAGUUUACUGUUGUUAGUGGCUUGGUGUCCUUACCACAAUUUACGGCUCCAGCAAACAAUGCUAAGCCAGUUGUCGGUACCUGCGUGACAAAUGCCGUCUACUAUCAAGGUAACAUAACUGUGGACUGCCAAAGCGAUGGCGUUUGGAACAUUGGUUCACUUAAGGGAAGAUGUGUAUGCAGGGAGGACAUGGAAAAUAAUGAAGGAGAAUGCAAAGGUAUAUAACUUGAAAAUUCACGUCAAAAAGAGAAAAAAUAACAGGGAUUUUGCCUUUUAACUCUCAUGAUCUUUUUAAAAGUGACUUGUUUAUAAUGAUAAUGACUAAAAGAUUGCUUUCACCUAUGAUAUUGGCUUUGUUUACGUCAUUGGAUACUGCAUAAAGAAUACUUUAAACGCUUGUGUAAAGUUUACUCCCACUAUUCAUCUUUCGUUGAGAUUGACGAAGACUUUAUUAAUAAAUUUGUGUUAUUUCCCACUUCAGAAUGCCCAGAUGGAAAUUUCAACGACCAGAAUGGCUUCAACUGCACUGGUAAGGACGCUGAUAUUAUAAGAUUUUGUAAGCCUGGUUUUCGUUUAUUUUUGCUGUUGAGGAACACAUUGAGUACAUGUAUCAGUAAUUACACUUUCCGUUAACUGAGCAAUUGCAACUAAAAAAAAAAAAAAAAUGAAAUCCUUUACUUUUGUAAAAUUGAGGAUACGGUAGACCUUCGGGGCCAAUUUUUUUAAACUAGGCAUUACAAUUUUAACUGUAGUUUCCACGAAAAAUUUAGCUAAACUUUUGAAACGCACGCGAGAUAUUUCCUUACUGAAUUCUUUAGCCCGCCAAAGUGCGAGUAACCAAUUAUGACAUGUCAACAUAAAUGAGUCCCAAAGGGUAUCUUGUGACUAAAUAUCAUGGUCCUUGAAUUUCAACGCGUAAGCAUCUCCUGAUCUCGGUUGCGCGUGGAGAACUUUGCGUGAAUGGAGAAUGGUAUAAACAAACGCAAGAUUCCGACACGAGGAUUCCUAUAAUAAUUAAGAGGACAUCCGUGCAAAAAUCAAACAAAAAUGAAAUUUUUUAUGGCAAGGGUAAAAAAUUCAAAUUGUCUCAAUUUUUGCACACAAGUAGACCCGAGUAAGACAAGGAAGGUUAAGUAUUUUUUUUCCUCAAAUAUGUUUUUAUUUUCGAGAAAAACGACCUUUUCGCUUUCACCCUCUAGAAUCGAUGGAUCGGGUCAUAACAGGUCGAAAAUUGAACACUUUCGCUCGCUUCGCAUUUCAAAGAUAUUUCAUCAAAGAAAAUCUAAACAACGUGUGCUCUUUUAUAGACUCUUCCUCUUCUGUAAAAUGUAAGUUGUGUAGGAAUUGGUUGCUUAGAAGCUUUUAGCCAUGCGAAAAAACAAUGUGCUCUCUUCCGUUAAAACCUUAAUUUAAACCGUAAUUGUGGUUAAAACCUCUUUUUUCACUAUGUGCCAUUAUUCAGAAUUCCACCAAAUUACGUAUGUAAAUUUCCGAAGAAAUGAUCUUCAAAUUGACGUAAAGUUUUCUUUGGGCAAAUGUUUUCUCGCGACGCAGGAAACUCUUCAAAAUAGCACACGGAAGACAUAAAAUCACACAAUAUGUAGAUUGCGUGACCAAAGAGUUAAGGAGCAUUCCAGCCUUUGAAAUUACUCAAAAUCAUACAGGAGAACUUUUUCAGAAACAAAUAACAAAUUUAUACCCAGUUUUGUUAAAUUACUUCAUCUUUUAUCAUUUGAAGUUUGUUUCUGCAGAGAUAUUCUGCCAUCGUUCUGUCUAGUACGAUUAUGCAGCAGUGCCAGCAACGGUAUACGAUUAAAAACUUUGCUGGUCUCUCGCAUACGAGUCUUAAGUUUCUGCCCAUUGUUUAACUUUCUUUAUGUGCUUACCCAUGCCUUUUUAACUAGUACUCGAUAAAAACUAACAAAGUUUUCUGCCCCUUGUUUGACUUGCUAACCCGUGCCUUUUAACUAGCCUAUGGUAAACGAAAAUCCACAAAAUGUUACCUUACAGAGACCCUGGCAGGAGUCUGAGCGAGUGAGUGCGUGAUCAAAUUUGCAUAAUUGCGGUACGAGUCGUCGUGCUCGUGUGACGGAAUAAUUUGGACCUACGAGAGGGGUCGGUCGACGUCAUUUAAAUAGGCACGAAUACGAGGAAAAGAAAUAACGAGUCUGAAUAUCCAUUUAGCUCUGAGUUUUCCUCAAUUUGUACUCGUGUUAUAUAUUUUUUUUCCGCGUGAGUAAAACUAUGAUGUUUGUUGACUUUUCUAUUUAAAAGCGAGACAGCUAAUUAAAUUAACAAAACUUAAUAAACAUUGCUCCAUUCGAUUUUUCUCACGUGAAGCUAAGAAAAAUAAUUAUUUCCCGCCCCUUUUGAAUCGGAAGUCUCGCUUGUGAAUGAAAUGGAAGCUUCUUGCUAGUUUAAGUUUAUAGUUGGAAGUGCUUGCUCGUACGACCGACGAGACAGGAGUAAAUUAUUUGAGGUGGUUCCCUUGGUGUCGUGCAAUCGGAUGUGUCGGAUGUACAGGGUCAUAAAAGUGUUUGGUGUUUUGCCGGAGUUGAGAACGAGAGUGAACUUAUCCUUGCCCGAGCAGGUAAUUUUUUACAUGAGUGCAAAGGAUAUAAACGCCUUAACAAUUUGUCCAUUCCACCGUUCUGAGCUUGGCACUGGAUGGCGAAGGAGCCAGAAUACCUGCAGAAUUCCAGAUGAGAUCGCUUCCCACGGCAAAGGAAAAGGUGUCAAGGGAGACAGAGGCGUUAGCAGAGCGAUAUCACAAGUUAUAUUUCAGAGAACCGGCAUCCUUGUACCUCUAGGUUCAGGUGUGGCUUUCAUGAACCCUAUUGCAAAAAAGAUAAUUGUUGCGUAAUAUAUGUGCUCUAUGUAUUGAAAAUUGGUUCAGGUCCAGAUUAGAGAUGAUAGGAACUCGUACCUUGAAUUAAGUACGUCGAAGGUUUGACGGCUGCAGGACAGGCUAAGUUUGUUCUUUCUGUAUUACUUCCCCACGAUUUGUAGUCAUUUUUUCGUUCAUGGGAAGGAAGAGCUCCAUGUCAAAGUUAACUUCCACUGAAAGUCAUUUUACUCGUCAUCGUUGUUGUCGUCAUCGUCUUCAUCAUCAUUGUCGUUAUUAUCAUCAUCAACAUCAUCAGCAUCAUUAUUAUUAUCAUUGUCAUUAUCAUUACCGUCAUGCCUCAUUUACAAUCUAUUUAUCUUAGACAAGACAACGCCGGGUGUUACCACUGCGCUUUAACCCUGGUUACAGCCAGCAAAGUAGCAGAGCUAAACAAUCUCUUCCUACGCAGAAUGGAUUUUUCAGAUCCUCAAGGAGGGAAGGGAUCAUGCGGUCGGAAAGCUGCAACGAUCAAAUCCCAUAUGGCCAUCCAUUUGAAUUUGGGCCACGAUAUAGAGUCGGCAUCUCAAAUGCAGGAGGGAAUAGAAUCAUUUGGAGGUAUCCCUGGAGUAAAAGCAGUAUUGUGCAGGCCUCCUUUGUCUCCCAUUAAAAAGCAAGUGAAAUGGGAUGGUGUGAGCUUUGUCAACAAUGUUCAGUAUAGCGAGGAAGGUGUGAGAGUAUGGAGAUCCUACAAAAUUGGAAGAGGUAAAUUCAUUCCUUGGAGCAAGAUUAAUGUUCCUGACCAGGACGAAGUUCUAACUCUGGAAUGCAGUGCAGCAAGCGAAAAUAUAAAAGCAAAUUUUGUUCCAAUCAAGCCGAGACGAGCUGAGGUUGCUAAAACGUCUCUAAAGCACCAAGACAGCACUGAUGAAGGUACCGAUGAUUCAGGUGAAGAAUCUCGCGCUUCCACAGCUAAAAAUAUUUUUUUUCUGCUCGGAAGAGGGUUGUAUUAAGUCCUAUCAACGCCAUUCGUCAUUACAGAAGCAUCUCGAAUGUGGGAGACACGAAUAUGUUCUUGAAUAUGAAACUCUUUAUGACCGCGCCGUGCUAGGGUAUGCCUCUAGACUGGAGAAGGGACCGGGUGCUGUGCCGGAACUGCGGGACACGGAAUCCACCUUGUCGUCGUCUGUAGCUUCUCUUAAAAUGGGAUGGGCCCUGAAGCAGAGUCGUUAUCGCAAUAUUCGUUUCACUGAUAAGCAAAAGGACUAUUUGAUAGCCAAGUUUCAAACUGGAGAACAAACGGGACAAAAGUCAGAUGCUGCAAGUGGCAAGGUUAAUGAGGUCUGAGAAAGACAAAAACGGCGAGCAGCUAUUUGACUACUCUGAGUUCCUUACAAGCAGGCAAAUUUCUAGUUUUUUUUCUCGUCUGGCCUCAAAGCGAAGUCUCAACCACCAAGAGGUCAACCAGAGCGAUGACGAUGAGUAAAUCAGAUCAGAAAAGGAGAGCCAGCUACAAGCAUUGAGGAAAAAGGUGGUGUCUGAAAUUUCUAUUCAGCACGCACAUCCAAUCUUGUACAACGAUUACAGCAUUUGUGAACUAGUUAGGAAUUUUAAGCUUUCAAACUUUUCAAUUAAAGUGUUAAAUGACAUUUGUACUUCUGUCGGACUCGAUACUUCCUAGGUCAACGUUAAGAGGAAGAAGCCGUAUGUCGAUAUUCUAACAAGCCUUGUCAUGGGCUGCCAAUGUCAGGCAAAUGGGGAAUGAAUGACAAUGUUUGAUGGUCCCUGCAGCUGCAGUUAGUUGUGAAUUCUUUGGUGUACAGUCCUACUGACACGGUUUCGCAACUGUGAUUUUACCGAUCAAAGAAGCUGAAGUUUGUUAGAAGCGCUGAAAAGGUUAUUUGCAGUUAAGAGCAGUGACAGUUAAGACAAGCGAUAUAGACUCUUUCGCGGUUAAUAAAGUUUUGUAAAUUUAAUUGUCUUGCCUAUACGUCACAAAGCGAACAGACAUUGCGGUAAUUAAAAAGUAUUUUCACUCUAGCAGAAAAAAUCAACUUGGGUGAAAAUAAAGACAAAAUCCGAGCCAAAUGGAUAUUUAGACUUACUUUUGCAAGCCCUUAGUUAGUCCACUCAACUCCUGCAAAAACCUCUCUUUGAAAACUUUGUUAGUCUUUAUUGAGUGCUAGUUAAAAUGGCAUGGGUAAGCACAUAUAGAAAGUUAAACAACGGGCAGAAACUUAAGAUUCGUAUGCGAGAGACCAGCAAAGUUUUUAAUCGUAUACCGUUUCUGGCACUGGUGAAUAAUCGUACUAGACAGAACUAUGACAGAAUAUCCCUGCAGAAACAAACUUCAAAUGAUAAAAGACAAAGUAAUUUAACAAAACUGGAUGUAGCUAUGUUAUUUGUUUCUGAAAAGUUCUCCUGUAUGAUUUUGAGUAAUUUCAAAGGCAGGAAUACUCCUUAACUCUUUGGUCACGGAAUCUACAUAUUGCGUGAUUUUAUGUCUUCUGUGUGCUAUUUUGAAGAGUUUCCUGCGUCGCGAGAAAACAUUUGCCCAAAGAAAACUUUACAUCAAUUUGAAGAUCAUUCCUUCGAAAAUUUACAUACGUAAUUUGGUGGAAUUCUGAAUAAUGGCACAUGGUGAAAAAAGAGGUUUUCUUCACCGACAUUUUUUUGUAACGGAAAAGAGCACAUUGUUUUUUCGCAUGGCUAAAAGCUUCUAAGCAACCAAUUCCUACACAACUUACAUUUUACAGAAGAGGAAGAGUCUAUAAAAGAGCACACGUUGUUUAGAUUUCCCUUGAUGAAAUAUCUUUGAAAUGCGAAGCGAGCGAAAGUGUUCAAUUUUCGACCUGUUAUGACCCGAUCCAUCGAUUCUAGAGGGUGAAAGCGAAAAGGUCGUUUUUCUCGAAAAAAAAAACAUUUGAGGAAAAAAAAAUACACAGUCUUCCUUGUCUUACUAGGGUCUACUUGUGUGCAAAACUUGAGACAAUUUGAAUUUUUUACCCUUGCCAUAAAAAUUUCAUUUUUGUUUGAUUUUUGCACGGGUGUCCUCUUAAUAAUUCUGAAAAACAAAGAUAACUACAAUUUGGUGUUAAGGGUGUAAGUUUCUGAAGAAUCUGUGGUGCUGCGUCGGUGGUAAAGUAUAACUAGGUAAUUUGGUAUUAUUAACGGAGAUGAUAACGUAAAUUGGACACCGUUAAAAGGUUCAAAGCUGACGUUUCGAGUGUUAACCCUUCUCUCAUAACAAUUUACCUCAGUAUGAUUCACAACGACAUUUUAUCAUAUUUAAGGCGUGGCGUUACAGUGUGAAAGUUACAAAUUGAAAUAGAAACUAAACUAAGUCAGAAAUCUACAAUUUGGAACCAAAAGGAAAGUAAAAUACAAAUGAUAUGUGGCUAUCGUACCUGAGGAGUAGAUCCUCGUGCAUGAGAUAGAGUUAAACCUUAAAUGUCUUCUGGGUACGCUGACCGCGUGUCGAUACGGAAAUAAAGAACAAGUUAUGAAUUAAAGUGAAAUGCGAGCGAGUUAUAUAGUGAAAUGGGAGUGCGUCUGAGCUUAAGAGCGUGUCCACGAGAGCACCAGGCAGUCGUGCUACAUGCCAUCUCACCGAUUUCAAUGAAACUUCGCCAGUUUAAAGGGUCUACCCCAAAACUAAAGAAGACAAACUGGUUUCUGUUUUGGCUUUUUCCAGGGGGAGAUAGACUUAAACUUUUCGAUUCAUUCAAAUAUUUGACAACUUUGAGGUCAAAUAUCUCCCGUUGCCAGAAAGCUACAACACUAAUCUUAAUUACCAUUUAUAACCUACUGAUUUCAUCUCUGAAAAUCAUCAAAAAAAUCUUUGGGCACUACCGUAUUUUAUUAGGCGGUCACUUGACCAAAUAAACCUACAUUUUCAGUUUAGCUCUUUAUACAAGAUGAUUGAUCAAGAAAGGUGAAAAAUGCGAACAACGUUCGAGAUUUCUUGUAGGAACGGAAAAUUUCACGUUUAGAGAGAUGCACGUAGGCGAAAAAUCGAAGAGAAAAUCCUAGAGUUUCUUUCUUCAGUCGUUUAUUACUUUGGAGAUUUGCUAAAAUCAGCAAAUAUGGCUUUUGCACGGCACAAAAUAUUCAUUAGUCUAUAAUGUGAUUGUUUAUCAUCGUCAUUGCUCAUUUUAGGAGAUUUUAAAGUCACAUGCUGCGCGUUGGUUGAUAUUCCUACAAAAAGUUCCAGUGUGCUACAACUUCGGCUUUUACAGAAAAGAAAUUCUGCGCUUUCGCUUGAGAGCAAAUAUCAAUAGUUCUAUCAGACUAAAAACUGUGCUUCUAUCCCGAAAAUAAAAUUAAAAUAGAGAUGUCGUUGUCACUUACCGACAUCGAACAUUUCCAUGCAAAACUCCCCUAGGCUAACAUCUGUUGCGUGACCCGAAGACUCUCCGUAGGAAUUAUCCAAGUGCGUUGUUCAUGCUGUCUGCUUGAUAACAAUUUCAGAAUAAUCUGCAGAUCUCUAUGAUUAUUUGCCUACUUCGAUCGUAAAAUAUCUGCAUAUUUUUUUCAAGCACUAUUACUACAUAUAAAUCUACAUCUCUCUAGAUCGAGUGUUGCCGGCGUUUAAUUGCGUGACUUGUAAAAUUUAUUCAGAAUGAGCCAGCAGUAUUUUGACCAGUAGGUUUCCCUUGAUGAAAUCCCAAGACAUGUCAGUUGUUUUCGUGAGCAAUGACAAUAAUUAUGAAAGAAAAGUGUGAUGGCAAUGUCUUUAUUUUUUUUAGCUUAGUAGCAGCUGUACCCUCUCCUGCAGUCUUCGUCUAAAUUUUGCAAGGUCCCUCCUUAUCUUCUGCCUUGUUCGGUCAGUUUCGACUUCUGAAACUAGAUCAUCGGCUCUUUGUCCUCAUUCAUAUUUGUAGAGGAGGACCUCGUCAAUAAACCAAUUUUUUUUACGGCAGAUAACCGUCUGAAGUAUCGAGCAAUUUGCUGCUCUAUCAACCGGUCAGUCUGAGACAACAUUUCUGGCUGGUGUCGUCUCUUAAACUCGAUAUUUGGGAUAUCACAUUAGAGGCGGUUGCCUUACUAGUUUCCUCCCCUGUCCAGCACAGGUCAAUGAGAUAAUUCUUUGCUUUCUGAGAAAAGGUGGCUGUUUUUUGUGUUUUCCAAAGAGCCCAUCCAAAGUCCACUUGGCUAGUUAGGGAUUGUUCGUCAGAAUUUUACCUGAGUUCUGACCUUGAACGUAGCCAUCCCCAAUAGAAUGGCUGAUUUUUUUUUGUCAGCUUCACUGUGUUUGUCUUCGUUAGGCUGCUUUUGGAUGGCAGUCAAUGACUGAAACGUCUUGACACAUCCUUCCGUUUAUCAAGAAUAUCUUGCUUUCUUGUUCUGUCUGUGACGGAUUGGGUAUAGUUCUCGCGAUGACCCGCGUUCAGAGAUCUGUGCACGUUGCUGAUAACCACCCGCUUCUACGAUUAGUUUGCCGAAGGUUUCUAAUAUGACGAGCCCAGUGAGACCCUGAGGUGCUCCAAACUGUGCCAGUUGGUCUGCGCUAUAAACUCGUCGCAGUUCUUAAGUCAGAGGGAGGAUCGCCCACCUCUAUUUAUGUGAGCGCCUCUACAGUACACUACAUAGGAUUAACAAUAUCUGUUGCGCUGUUGCGAGAAGGAGGAAAAUAUUACCGGAAGUGUGAACUCUUUUAGAGUUUCAGGGACGUUUCAGAGAUGCCUAUCUUCGGCUGUCACUAAAAAUUGCCCCCUACUUAUAUUUACUGGGAAAAAUGAACUUACAAAAUACUUGUUGAAAAAGUUGGAAUUCAUUUGACCGAUACGCCGGUUGUUUCAAUUUUGCUUUUUCCUCGGGCUGCUAUAAAAAAGUUCAGAAAUUGACCAAUGAAUAAAAUAUUUUGAAAUAUCGUUCGGAAUUUGCCUCUUUUUUCCUGCGUACAAAUCAAGAGUAGACAAAGUUUUUAAAACAUUUAACAAUAAUUUCAUGGGGUUCACCUCGAUAAUUUUCGUCGGCCAGAGUCAAGACGCGCUAAGCUAAGCGACAUCGCCCCCCCAGUAAAAUAAUUUUCCAAAGAAUAAAUGUGGGGAGCGUGAGAAAACGCACAUUUUUUUCAUUAUUGUGAUUAAAGCCCAAUGAUGUACCUAAAUUGGUACUUACGGUAUCAAACCAUUGAUUAUGACAGGGUGAGCUUAAUUUUUCUGUCGAGGUCGACGUGACUUCACAUUAAAAGCGUUUUUGACGGAACAAACUAGUGAGCAUUACUGCACGAACUGAGAAAGUAAAAACUUGUAUUUAUCUCCCACGCGUUUCGUCUGACAAUAGUAGACUUCAUCAAGGAUUUUUUCAGGUAGGGUAAAUAUGCUUGCUCAUACACAAAUAAUAAAUAAGUUGUCUCUUUACUAUUGAAGCUAGUGGAUAGAAUUCGCCAGGUGCGCCUACGGUGUUAUACAUGCGUGACAUUUUCCGGACGUUACAUGUACGAGUACUUGAUCCGUUUGAGGGUCACAGAUUUAGUUAUAUAUUUGAUCCCUCAACAUCAUGCAAUUUCUCUAGUUUACAGAGGUCUUAGCACGUUUCAUUUCAUGGAUUUGCCUUCUAUGGGUAGAAGGCUACAAGCGAAUUUCUUAGGCGUAAUUGCCUUUGUUAACUCAAUUGAUGUUGUCGCAACACGAAACAAAAAACUUUCAGGACCUAGUUUUAUGUUCUAAUGGAAAUAUAUACCAAAUAAAACACAUUCUCUUGAGAAACAAAGUUAUAAAUAACAGGGCUUCUCUGAAACAAGUAGUGAUAGAAAAGGGUUUCAGUUCUGGUCAAUAUCGACUUUUCAUAGCCUACUUCCAAAUCUGAGGGAACGCGCUGAGGGAAUAUAAAAACAUAAAUGUGUGAUAAUGCAAGGAAGAGAAUAUAAAUACAAAUAAAGGAAAAGGGGAAAACAUAGAAACCCAUGUUGCAGUGUGCAGAUAUCUUUUGAGCCAGACCUACACGCCUAAGCCCGACACCACCCAAAAAAACUCGAAAGAGUGCUGUAUAUGAACUGGCUCGCACGUGCACGCAGGAAAGGCCAUGACAAUCAACGAAAGUAAUACCAAAUGCAGAUGACGUUUGCAGUCAAAAAACAGGAAAAUAAGAUAACAGAAGGAUUAAGAACUUUCUAGAGGUGUCUUCUUGAAAAAAAAAGAUAAACAAUUUUUACUUCUCAUGAAAGGUCACGCAUUCACGCUACAAAUACUAUUUCUAUACAUGAAAUUUCUUGAUAGUCUUAUUUUCUGGAAACAUGGCGCAGUUAAUGAAUUUAUGGGGCUAUUGAUAUUUCCUAUCAAAUAAGGGGGGCAGAGUUUCCCGUCAUCCGCGGUAUGGAAAAGCCGAAGUUGUUACACUCGGGAACUUGUGCGUCAACAAGCACGCGACAUGUGACUUUAAAAUCUCCUCUCCUGUUACAGUUUCCUGAGCGAUAGUAAUAAUAGACAAUCAAAUUAUGGACUAACAAGACGAUCUAAGAUCGUAAGUCGGGCUACAGGUAGACGCUCUGUUUCAAGUGUUGACCAUUCACGUUGCGCAGUGGUUCUAAAAGAAAUACAGAGGUACCAUGGUCCUGGUUUGUGGGCGUGGCGUCUUUUUGAGUUUUGGGGUAGACCCUUUAAACUGGCAAAGUUUCAUUGAAAUCGGUGAGAUGGCAUGUAGCACGACUGUCCGGUGCUCUCGGGGACACGCUCUUAAGUCUAAUUCAAUCAUCGAAAGAUCUGUAAAAACAUAUAAAUCAAUGAAACGUUCAAAACAGAAAAAGAUAAAAGGAAGAGUCCAUAGGUGAAAGUAAAAAGGAUGCCUGGCUGUCACACAGAGGGAUUGAAGUGAACAAUUUGCCAGUAGUAUGAUCCUUGUGUUUGCAAUUGCGCAAAAAUUUCUGGGAUCGCCACGAGGCAAAUAUUUCAAGCUGCUACAAAAAAAUAUAUGGCGACAGGUUGUUUCAACAUCCAAAUCAACGAUUUUGGAGAGAGAUCAUCGCUUUUUCGCCGCUGUUUUAUCAUGAAUCGAUUUAGGAGAUGUUGAUACCCACCAAAAACCUUACGCAAGGAGAGAAGUUUAUAGGUAUGUAUAAACACUUAUUUCGUAGUUAUAUUAAAACAAAAACUUACGCUUCCCUCGUAUCAACAUCAUCUUAAUCAAUUAAUAACAAAACAGCAGCUAAAAAACGUUGAUCUCCCUCCAAAACCUUUUUUUGAACGUCGAAACAACAAGCCAUAUAUUUCCUUAAAGCAACUUGCAAUGUUUGCCUCAUGGCGGACCCAGAGAUCUUUGCGCAAACACAAGGAUCCGAUCACUGGCAGCUCAUUCUUUACGCAAAAAUUUCACUUGUGCGGUCAGAUUUGACAUGCGAUUGAUUUGGUCAACGAAACAUCGUCCAUUUGGAAUUGUCGUUCCCCAUUCGGUUUAAGGCUAGAUCAAGCUAAAACGAAAUAAUUUUUGCCGAACUGCGCAUUUCGGAAGUUUAUAACCUUUCCAAAGAUAUAUAGUUUAUGGUGCUUAUGCUUAAAUUAGCACAUUAAGAAAAAUUUUUUGCGAAGGAUACCCGCGAAGGUCUACCGCAUCCUUAAAGGAUCCAAAAAAUAACGAAUAUUUUUUUAAUAUUAACGCAAAACCUGCUCAAACCGACGUACGUGGAAGAUGUUGAAAUAUUUCGAGAAAAAAUGUGUUGAUAGUAUGCACUGCUUCUUUCUUCAAAAGCUUAACUAUAUUUAUGCGUAAAUUAGAAAAUUUACAGUCCCCCAGCAGAAACAAAGGACACCGUUUGUUAUCAUCACAUCUUAUGAGUGCGUGUAUGUUCAGUCAUACCAUCAGGCCCACAAAAUGUCAAAGUUAUCUUCGUUAACCAUAGCGCGUUGGAGUUAAAAUGGGAGCCUAGUGCAGUAACCGAUGAUCAGACCAGGGUGUUUUAUGACGUCGACUGCCGUAAGCCAUGUGAAGGUGAAAAUGACAACAAGUGCAUAGAUAGAGCUUGCGGGAGUGACGUCAUUUUCAUACCGAGAAAGGAUGGCUUGAACGUUACUCACGUUAUUGUUGGAAAUUUACUUCCAUUUAUAAACUACACCAUGAAAAUCUACGCCAAAAACCGAGUGAGCGAUUUGGCGAAAAGAAAAUAUGGAAUUGAGGCAAACUUCAUGGAAAUAACUGUAAGGACCAACAGAUCAGGUUAGUGCCGGUUCGUGUACUGAAUAGAAUAUUAUACAAAUUCCUGUCGGUAUGCUUCUCUCUCUCACACUGUGCUCAGGUACGGUCGCAUACAACUAUAUGUAUUAAUGUGUCUUUUCCAUUAAGUUUGGUUUAAAACUUGGUCUAAAUAUGAGGGUUUAUAACAUCGUCCUAAAAUUCACAUUUUUUUUAAACUGGCUCUUUAAUCACUUAGCAGUGAUAGGACGAAAUCAGACACUAGGAGAUUUUACUAAAACAAGGCAACUAUAUAGUUUGCCUUCUGUGACCUUGCUGCUUGAAAAUUUGACCAAUCAUGCCCCAAAUCUUAAUUUGUCAUAGUCUUGUUUGUGCCGAAUCAUCGUUCCCAAGACGAACAAUUUCAACUGUUUUCCUAACUUUAACUAGAUGAUCUAGUUCUUCCACAAGGCUCACUACGACUAUAAGACCCGCAGCGAGACAGGAUCGAUACUUUUUUGCAGUUAUUGAUACAGCGCAGAGUAUUAAGAUCGCAUCAGAGUUGAUUACCUUAUUGUUAUAUAUUUUGACCGGGCUUAGUCUCGCGAUUGUCGAAAAAAUCGCGGAAUUAAAGACCAGCUAAAAAAUAUUCGCAAAAAUUAAUCACAUCAAAUUAAAUAUUCUUGACAAGCCGUAAGGGAAAGCACUACGUUACCAAAAUAUUGGAGAAAGCAGGAGUUGCUAGGGUAGUAAAGGGCGAGUGAGCUCUUCCUCCCGAGGAUCUAUUCGAAUAUACUUUUGUAUAGCUCUGCUUUAUGGAAAGGAACAUGUCAAAUUGUUUUCAGUUUCGUUUGUUAUAAUAUGGUUUUGUCAUUGGAAACUAUUUUCAAGGAAGAUAAAAAUCAGUUUUGCCAAUUCUGAGACCCUUCAUUUAUGCGAAAUAAAGUGUUUGCGAAAAUAAGUAACAAACAGCGAAUGACCGAAUUUUAAGAUGGCGUAUUCAUCUCUGUUGAACAACUAGUUCCAGGUAAACCGGAAGUGUUUGUUGAACAACCGGAAACGGCUGUUGUUGUAUCUUGGACAAUUGAGGACAUGAACGGUGUCCUUAAAGAGUACCACGUGACUUAUAUAAGAGAAGAUGAUUUGUCAGAAACCCAGACUCUUGCUACCAAGAAAAUGGAAGCACAGUUUGAUUUAGAGGCGGGAAAAACUUACGAAUUCCAGGUAGACAUAAUUUUUAAUUUAGUUUAAGUUAGGUUAAAAUUGUAAAAAGAAACUGCAGGGAAUAUAAGUAUGAAAAGAAAAGUUCAAUCAUCGCAUUGAAUAAUAGAAAGUUACUUUAUUAAAUUAGUAUAAGUUUAGUGCGCCAAAAAAAUGGCAUUCAGCUAGGAUUCAGAUGGUGAACGUCGAAUUGCAUUCAGUAGUGCUAAAGCUUAUAGAAUUAAAAAAAUAACUUAAACUCAAGGUUUUUCAUGUUUUAAGUGUUUUGGUACAAUAAUGAUACUCUUCAGAUGAAAUGUUAGCGGCAGUGAAAAACAUGGUUGAAAAAGAAAGUUCAUCGGGUGUAAUGCUUCUUGUUCUAGCGACUUUUAUUAGUAGUAACGAAAAAGUUGUAGAACUGUAAUAUUAGCUAGGGAUAAACUGCUGGUGGUUUCAAUGGGAUGAUAAUUUGCCCCCUUACCUACACAGGAAUAUUCCUCAAGUUUAACAACAUUCGCAGUCGCCAAUUUUUUUCUCUUGAGGAAGAAACCUCUUAGUGGACUUUUCGAUUUCUUCUCCUCAGGUAUUUGCUAUAAACGACCUUGGUAGGGGUCCUGCUGGUGUGAAGACGUUCACGCUAAGAGAAGGUUAGUUUGUAUAUCGUUGAUUUACCAAUCUACCCAUAAGACUGACAUAAUUGCUAGCUUACAGUGACACUGACCAAACCUAGGUAAAAAUCACUGUGAGAAGGCUUUGCCCGACGAGGCUGUUUUUUCAGUUUAUUAGACGAAAACAUUAAAACAAGAGUGCCUGCGUAGACAAACGUUAAUAUACUAUGGAAUAAUAAACUGACAAGACCACUGAUUUAUGGGUCAGGAUGACGAGGAUAAACAAGUAUAUUAAAAGAAAAACCUUUCAUAUACGGCAUAAUAGAAAAGUAGUUUCUAGUCUGAUUUAGUCAGCUUUACUGUAAUAAAUGAAACAUUCCUCCCCUUCGCCCAACAGAAACCGAUGUGACCAUGUAUCUCAAAAUCAUCCAUGGAUUGGUUGGUUUAUUGGUACUUUGCAUUGUGUCUUUUGCAUGUUACAUCAUCUACAACAGGUAAGUGUGGGAACACUAAUGAAACUAAACAUGAGGUUACUAUUCCUGUACAGUACCACUCUUCGCAGGAUUUCAAGGACUACUAUUGGCUGAAGGAAUGUUCGACAAGUUCAACAAGCAUCUGUAGACUGAGUUUUAACAAUGAUGGUACUGACGCGUCUAUAUUGUGGCUUAAAAGAUUGUUGAUGCUUUGUUUCUUCUAAGCUAUACUUGAAACGAAUUUAAUUUGAUGCUAUUUUUUGUCAGAUGGAACCGUCGAAGAAAUGCAAACCGUGAGAAAAUUCCUAAAACAACAGAAACCAGUGUUAUGAUUCAUGAAGGUAAGUUGCAAUAUUAUGUCAUUAAAAGAGAAAAUAUGGGGAAUUUGUCGUUUUGAACUAAAUUGAUCAACUAAUGCAGUGUCACUGUAUGUCAUUUCACUUGAUAGGAAAUUGUCGGCAUGUUUAAUGGAAACGUCGUUUGUUCCAUUCAAUCUGCUUAGAUAGCAAAGUCAAAUUCAGAGAAAGAAAAAAACAACAACCAAAAAUAGGAAAAAAUUGUAAACAGUACGGAAGUCUCCACAUUGUCGUUUUAUAUCUCUUCAUAUUUGACUCAAGCACAUUUGCGAGAUAAAACUAGGCUGCUUUUGCGGGGACUACAGAUUUAAUCUUUAAUCACCCAUCCUAUUUAUGCUGUGUAUGUACUAUCAUUAAUUGUUAUCACUAACAACUUUACAUAGACGUGGCAAUGAGUUUUGCAGCUGAACGGCAAAAAGUGGAUCCCUUUAGACUUGACCGAGAUCAAAUAACAACAGUAAAGGUGCUUGGGAGUGGCAACUUUGGUCAAGUGUCCAAAGCAGUCUAUAAACCUUUAAAUUCCGAAGUGGCUGUUAAGUCAUUGAAAGGUACUCUUGAUUUUUCAAACGCAUUGUUACAUCGCCUCAUGAAAGACGACAAAAUUUAUUGAAUUCAAGCCUAACUUAUUAAAUGCCUUUCUACUAUCUUAUCUUACGAACUCAUAAAUUCAUUCUCGUUCAAAACCGAGGAAAAAAAUCUAUUAUAAUAUUAGGUUGAGAAUGUAACAUCGUUUUCUUUGAAACUCACGGUAAUUGUUGGCAUUUUAAUCUUUACCAAUUUUCCAGGCGAUGCCCAAAAGAAAGACUUACAAGACAUGCUGACUGAGUUAGAUCUCAUGAAAACCUUGAGGCCUCAUCCCCAUGUUAUUGAGCUCAUUGGCUAUUGUAUUGAAAAAGGUACUGGAAAUUAUGAUUAGUUGUAAUUUCUGAUUUCUUUUUGACAACCUAAUUUAAUAAUUCACUUAAAGGCUUAUUAGAUUGACUGAUUCAGCACCGUUACAUACUUCUAGAUCCACUCCUCAUAGUGUUGGAGUAUUUGCCAUACGGUGAUCUGUUGGGAUAUUUGCGCAAGAGCAGAGGGAUCGAGGAUACUUAUAACACAGGAGAAAAGAGACCAAGCUCAACACUUACAGAUAAGGAACUCUUGUCCUUUGCAUGGAUGAUCGCUGAUGGUAUGAGCUAUUUGUCAACAAUGAAGGUAACCAUAUCACAACUAUUCCAUUAAAGCAUUUAAAAUCUAAUUACGCCUUAUGGUCAUGUGUGACAUGAGAGUGAUGUGUUAUAUAAAAAAAAAAUUACAGUGCAACUUUCUGAUAUCGUCCUAGGAGAAAUGGUUUCGAAUCACCUCUUAGUCUUUUAUGCCUGUUGCCGUUCUUAGAUAGGCUGCAGUACCUACUAAAACAAGUGAUAUAAAGCAAGAUGCAAAUGCGCUUUUCUGAAAAUAUCUAGGGGUAUCAAGCUUGAGUUAUUGUGCUGUGUUUCAGAUUGUUCAUCGUGAUUUAGCAGCUCGCAACGUGUUAGUUGGGGACAACAAAGUGUGCAAGAUUUCAGACCUUGGUUUAGCGCGUGGUUUGGAGGGAGAUAUUUACACGAGAAAAACUAAGGUGAUUAACAAUAAUAUCUCAAUAUAACUACAAAGUUUUGCGGCAACGAUCCUUAUUUUUUCACUUGUUUAUUUACUAACUGAUGAAAAAGUUGUUUAGAACUUUCAGUUGUCUCUUUUUUUUGAAAUCAUAUUUAAGGUUUAUAUGAUUAUUCUCUUCAAGGCUCGUCUUCCAGCCAAGUGGAUGCCCCCAGAAUCUCUCUUGUACGGCAGAUCUACCACUAUGAGCGACGUGUAGGUUGUUUCAAUUUAAUGGCAUUGCUAGUCAUUUCUAAGGGAAACUUAAAAACUGAGCUUUCAGCCAAUAGAAAUAAAUAACUGAUUAGGAAAAAAGCUCUUACUCUGCACUUGAACAGUAUCAUCAUAAGAGUUAGAGCAGUGUACAAUUUUUUGACGAGAGUUACCAGGUGUAACUUUGGUUUUUUUUUUCUCUGUGCUUGGUCUUAAGAGGUCGCGUGCCACUUUCUAAACAAAAAAAUUCCAAACCAAAACUAAUCGCGGCUUGUUAACUCGUGUUUUCCUACGCUUCAGGUGGUUUGGUUUUUUCUCACUUUAAGUUCUCCUGGCUCCAUGUGAUAUGUUUCUUGUCACUGAUUGGCUGUUAUGAUUACUUUGUUUUUUUCGUUUUACGACAGUCAAUGGAAACUACCAUAGAAAAAAAAUAAAAAAGGUGUUGAUAAGAAUUGCUUCUGCCUUUUUGUCUUAAACAGAUGGUCAUACGGCAUAGUGAUGUGGGAGGUCUUUACCAUUGGUAUGUGGAUAUUUGUGAAGAAGAAUUCUAAGGCUACUUUAAAACACUGCACCGCGUUGUUUCGCACCUUCUCGCUACCGUCUUGAUCCCUGACUGAUUUUGCACUUUCUUUUACAUCAAGACAAAUAAUCACUACUGAUGCAAAUAACGACGGAAUUGUUUUAUCAGUGAAUCCAUAAAUCGGCUCAGGCAUUAUCGCCGCAGUGGGUUCCAUAUAUAAUUGUCAGGAUUGCGUUUGAAAGUAUAUUGGUACACGGUCAUAAAAACAUAAAUUUCUUUAGUAUAGAACUAGUUAUGAGGAAAAGUGAGAAUCACCAUGAUCAGUGGAUUCCAUUGGCCUGAUCGCCUGAGGAACUUUUCGAUAGAAAGUGUGCUAUAUCUCAUGAGCAGUGCAGUUUUGUUGUUUUGCGACAUAUGAUAAUGUGGAAACCAGGGAGCCUCUCAUUCGUAUAUACAAAAAGAAAAAAUCGCAGAAAAUGUUUCAUGAAAAAGAACUAUCUGGGACAUUUUCUUCCCUGUUGCAGUAACUAAAGUGGAAGAUUUCCAGCUAAAGUAGGACUCUCCCGGCUAUAAACCAGUGCCAGUUAUGGUACAGUGUAUAUGUUCUUCAACAACUAGUCUGUUAUAUUUUCAGGUGGAUCACCAUAUCCGGGAGUAAAAUCAAGAGAAAUUGCUGGCUUACUACAGACAGGAUACCGCAUGCCUAAGCCACCUCACAUCUCACAAGAUCUGUGAGUAGUUAAAAGCUCUUUCAUUACACCAAUUAAAAUUGAAUUUCCACGAACGUCAGUCAUAAUAACUAGGUAUUCCACAUUUCACUUUCAAACUACAGUGAAAAAGACAAACCGUGAAUUGAAGGUAUCGUGAGAAAAAUAUGAAUGUCAUUUUUAUUUUAGGUAUUCUAUCAUGACCAAAUGUUGGGAAGAGCAACCUAAAAAGAGACCAACAUUUCUGUGGCUCUGCUCUGCGGUCAAACGAUUAUUGGAUGAUUAUAAGGUUUGUCUGUCGGUCGUCCUUGAACAUGUCUUAUUUUGCUCUGUUCUACUCCAAUUAGAACAGUUUGGGAACCACUAAUAUGAGAAAUGUUCUGUGUGGGAAUUGUUUAGAACUGUUAGAUAUGUUAAAAUCCUCAUAAAAGUCUUGCGAGCCUUUUUUUAUGUGCAACAAGACCUCACAUAUAUUUUUACCUUUUGAGCGAUGUGUCCUUGACCGUUAUAGUAGGGCUUAACUCUCGCACAAUAAUCGUCAUCGCUAGGCGUGUUUGGAUCUGUCCUUGACCUUGCUCACAACCCUCUGAGGGAAGUUUUGUUUACGUUUUUUAGUUCUCAAAGAUUGGUUGUUUUCAAGUACUUUUUUGUCCAUUUCGAAUAUCUUCUAAAAUUGUUUUGGCUAGCGCUCUAAAAGGUCAUCUGCCUGUUCCGUAAGCCCAAACAUGCCCACCGAUAGCAUAGUUAAGAGCCUGUACUGAAGGCUGAAUAAGGGAGAAACAGAGAUAGACACGGACAUAGACACAGGGACAAAAAUACUCGGAGAGUGGACAAAGGUUCGUAAUCAGAUUCUUGGUGCCUACGUUUGCGCGAGGUGCUCAAGCCAGCUAACCCCAACAGUCCAAAAUGUAAAUUCUGCUCAGUAUUGUUUCUGUUUUUAUCUUUUUUGAGGACAUCUUUCUUUUCGAACUUUCAUUCCAGCAACAUUCUACUUUGCACUAAAAGUUUUCAACCAUAGAAGUAUAAGGGUAUUUUGGGACGUAAAAAAAGUGGAAGGGGAGGGCGGAAAUGGCAAUGAUUGUUGCAUUUUGGGAAAGAAUACGAGAAGUCAUACACUUUCAAUCAAGUAGUUCGGUUUUUUUGUUUUCUUUUGUUUUUCUUUUGUUUUUCUUUUGAUAAUAUCAUUUCAGCGAGCCCGCCUUUUUCAACUGGUGGCUGAAACACAAUACGAUGCCAAUUAAAAAAAAAAAGGCCACAGAUACGCGAAAACAAAACUAAGCAAAGACGAAAGGCACGAACAAAGAUUAUCCAGGCGCUUACAUAACUCUCAUCUACCUUAUCUGUUCUCUAGAAAUAUGUGAACUUGGAAGUCUACGAAGGCGAUAACUAUAUCAACUUUGAUGUGAUAACGAACAAAGAGUGAUAAAAGAUGUCCAAUUUUUACCAGAAAGACGGGAGCGUGGACGCCCGGUGCCUAGUUUAAAUUAGCUUAAUCCUUAUCCUUCGUCUUCGAUUUCCUGCGGCAAAUCAGAUAGGAUAAGAUAAUGUUACAAAUACUAUAUCAUGAACUUAACACAGUUUUUCUCGAGAUACCACAAACCUUAUGUAAGGUUCUAAAUCGGUAUUAUAUGUAAAAAUGAAAAUGAAGAACCUUUCUUUAAUGUUAGGUUCCUCCUGGAAAUCUACUUGGUACGUAUUGUAGUAGCUAGUUGUAUCAAGAUUCAAAAUGGCAGGGUAUAUAGUUGAAUUUUGGGUUUACUUCAGAGAAAGGGCCGUACGUAUUUUGCUUUGUUUUGUAACUACGAUUUGCCCUAGCUGCAAAGCUGCUUCGACACGCGUAAGCGCAACGUACGAAUUAAAAGCACAUUUGAAGACGAUACCAAGAAGCUUAGGUUACCCUUUAGAAUAUCAUAGUACGGUCUGACUGAAUCAUACCUUCUGAUAUGCUAUCCUGUGGCGAGGAUAAAAAUUGUAUAGUAGCUAAAAAUGUCAGAUUUCACUUUUUUCGUCAUGUCUUGCAUUCCAGUAAAAAGCUUUAAUAUAGAAGAAGUAACGACAAUGUUUGAGCACAUAUACUUAUAAGUAUGCAAUAUCAAAGUGUGCAUUAUUAUUAAUAAAUUUUGAUCGAAAUACUGCAGUUUUGAAAGAUUGUGCUUAAAGUCUCAUGAAGAUGUCAACGUAGUGUCGCAACAUUCUUAAUCUAUGUUUGUUCCUAGCAUUUUAAUUACAGACGCAGAGCUAAUUCUGCUGCUGCAUUAACUUCUAGGUCGGUCUUUGUAAUUAUCAAAUCAAAUCGUCACUAUUUUGUUCUAGAAAAUUCUUGAUCUGUUAGGAGAUUUGAAGAAACAUCACUGGAAUUUAGAUGCCUUUCAAAGCCCUAAGGCCGUAAGCACGUCAUGUUCAGUAAUUUUUGGGCCGUAACAUGAGAACCUUUGUUGCAUAUGGAGCUUAACAUUUUAGUGUUUAAUGAUCGAAUGCUGGCAUUAAGACAAAACCAAACGGCCCUAAUUUUUCUGAUAUUGUCAAUCGCCUGGAUGAACUAAUUCGAUCCCCAGAAUUCCUGAAGGGUGAUUCAUCCUCUCUCCCAGAGAGGUAAGUUUCCAUCUUAUUAUAACAGAAUGUGCUUUUUUGUCAAGGAAGGUAGCCAAGGAUCAUUAAUAAAGACCACUUUUUUUUGUCUUUUUUUAAAAAAAUCUACGAGUCUAUCUGAUUUCGUUCUUUUCAAUAUCUCUUCAUCAACCUUCUUAACGAAAAAAAAAGGCCUUGAAAUUCUUCCAAAUAGUCCUCUCUUGAUUUUUGUUUAGUUGACAUCGGAACAGUUGAAUGUUUUGUAUCUUAACGAGGUGCAUUCGAAAUAUCCGAGGACUCGGAGGACACAGAAGAAAAGGCUGAAAACUGCAGUAGGCGCGAAAGCUGAUGAAACUCCAUUCCAAAAGCAAAUGAACACCCGCUCAAAAGAUUCUACGUUACAAAAAAUGAAAUAAAGUGAAAAACUUUAGAAAAAGGAAAGGUCAAGGCAUUUUUAGUCCUUGAUUAAAAACACUCCCUUAAGAAAUCCUUACUGAUUUAUUCAUGCAUUAUUUCAGUCCUAAAGGAAACCGUACCCCAGAAUUCCAGUCAGUAGACGAGUGGCUACAACACAUCAAUAUGGGGAAGUAUUCCGAAUUAUUCCGGGACGCACGGAUCGAUGAUAUGAACAAAGUCGCUGAACUGAAGGAGAAACAAUGGAGAGAAAUGGGUAUCAGCUUGAUUGGGCAUCGAAAUAAAAUGCAAAAGAGUAUAAAUGCCAUGAAAUCAAAACAUUAUAACAGUGGCAUGGAUGCAGAUUAGUGGCUAUGAUGUAAUCAAGAAAAUGCCAUUUCUGGAACAUUUUCUGCUUGAAACUGAGCUGGUGAUCAAUAAGCAGUAGAAAAUAUUUACCCUUGUACGAAAGAAAGUCGUCAAAUGUCUCGAAUGUUAUAGGGACCAGUCAAUUUUUCAACGCCUGGGUAGGGGGCCUCAGGCUAUGUCGUACUCUAAUGACCCCCCCCUCGCUUACAGUCAGUUUUCUGUAGUCCUUCCUUUGUACCCUUUCAGCGACGACUAAUCUUCCCUUCGUACCACCCGAAAACCAUGCAAUUCUACCAAAACUCGUUUUAUUUUUAAUCAUUGCACAAGCCAUUCGAACUCUGAUCAAGGUUGUCAUUCACGAGGAAAUAGUGAUCGUUCCUUGAAUACUACUACAUUUUUAUACUCAAGUGCGACAGCUCAAACAACAGAUAUGACUUUGGAACUUGGGGAUCAAAAUCUUCUCCCCAGUACAGAGAAUUUAAUUUUUCAUAUUGCCUAGAUACAUAUUUUACUUUGAAGAAGACAGUGUUGAUUUUGGUAUUCGAAUGUGGGUCUUCUUACAGGAAAUUUAAGAAUUUUUGGUAUUUUACAAGUACUUUCAGAUCCCUUUUAUAAUUUUUGAGUGAAUUACUCCAUCUCAAAAGAUUAAGUACUUGACUAUUUCAAUAUUUUUAUUUCGGUAUAUUUUUUACUCCAUUGGCAGUUUCAUGAUUUCAAAUUAAAUCAAUAAUCUACUUUGAAAUGAUAUUGUAUUUGGAAACAAUUUUCUUGAACCUUAGGAAAGAAUAAAGCAAAUACAGCAACAAAUUUCUGGUUUAAACUCUGUUUGAAGAAACCGUUCGUAAGGGUCUGGGUAAGUAUUUUACAAUCCAAAGAGAAAACUAAGGGACAUGAAGUAAAGCCUUUUUUCUGUUUGAUGUCAAGCUUGUUUAUUCAAAUUACACCAAGUUUACCAUAACCAAUUCAGACUGUAACAAGGUUGUUUUUUAAAUACAAUUGCGACUAUGUGACUUUUACACGCUAGAGAAGCUUACCCUGGCAUUGCGUCACCAUUUCUUUCAGCGAGUCUGUUAGGUAAAUUUAAAAUUUGUCACGAACAACUAAUAAAUCAGAAUGAAUAUGUAUUUCUCACACAAUUCCUUAGUUGUUACGUUUCUAUUACCCUCCCUGAUGUAAUCUUCGGUGAAAUAAUUAUAGUCCAACUCUACCGAUAUUAGGCAGGGAGCAAAAAUGAGUGCCCGAUGAAUCGGAGGGUCAACUUGAGGGGUAACUUGCUGUGCACAAAGAUGUCUUCCAGCAGGAUUGUUAAUACUCCUUGUCACUUCAUGCUAAAUAUAUCGUGAUGAGCUGUGGCAGCUUAGGGUACUUGGCUUGUAAAAUGUAAGCUUUCUUUCCAAAAGAGUUCCCUCAGAAUAUCACUCCGUUUUUUUUAAUUACCGUUCAGUCUUUAUCACUCCCUAAUAACUGUGAUCUACCUAUGUCUGUUAGUAUAUCCCGAGUUUUGCUUUUGUUGUUGUUUUCACAAAAGCAAAAUUUCUUUCAUGGUAAUGCUUUGAUGUCAUGACUCGCUGCUAUUUAGCAUCAGAUGUCUUUCUUACUGGCUGCAGGUCUCUCUAAAAGCUGUCAAGUUCGUUUUGGUGCGAAAAUUCGAUUUCUUUCAAACUUUGCCCAUGAGCUAUCUUAGUCUAAAGUAAUCAAAACCACCUUGUUUUUCAAAUGUUGCAAAAUAAAUUUUUGCCAAGCGCAAAUUGCUUCAGCGUUUAAAGUCUAGUUUUUAACUGUGUCGGUCAUCAAAAAUAGAACAAACUGCCGAGCUCGUCUUUUCACAAAACUCUGUUAUGAUAAAUUGUUCUUGCUUUGUAUAUUUAAAUCAAUCCUCUAUCAUAUCAAAUCACACAAGUUUUGCUUUUUCCGCAUUUUUUUAACUCUGAAAAUUAUGUUUUCAGUUCGAGAUCUACUUUGCCGCUGCCGCUAGGGCCAUGAAUAUGCAAUUUUAAUCUCGGCUCAGCGCAGAAGUUCACCUUCUUCUCCCAUCAGACUUGUUAACACAAUGUAGAGGAGUAUAAAAUAAUAAUAAAAAAAGAUAAAAACGUGUUGUGGUUUCAGCGAACUUUUAGGACAAGCCGGCUAACAUAUUAUGUACAUGUUCGAAAAUCCCCACCAAACAAUGCACAACCGGCCUGUAGCGAACAGCUCUUGGAGAAACUGCGUCUUAAUUACCUUAAAUAUUAAGUUUCCUACGUACUUGGUACAGUUUUACUUGCAAGUCUGUGGUAUGAUUUUGGAGUUCAUGAGCGAGUGAUAAUAUACAUUGCCGCAGAUCGACGCUAUCACGGGCUCAAAUAAGAUAUUUCCUCCUUUAACGCAUAGUAUGUCUUGUAUUUAUCGUGGGCAAACUGGCCGUAAGCCCCGAUGUAUGGGCUCUUCUAACGACUAGGGCUAUUGGCUAUUUGUAAAUCGUAAGUACUAUUCCGAUUUCUGCUCUAAAUCAGUAAUGGUUCGUAUCAGUCUAAACAACUGCGUGUAGACUAGAGCCAGGAUAUAAUUCUAAUUGGCAUGAGAUUUUUCGCCUUCUUCGUUUAGAUGAAAGUGAAAGUCCCUUUCAUACUUAAGUACAGCAUAAUCAUGGGAAUCUUUGAUUAAGUUUGUUCAAUUGGUAACUUUGCUUGAGGGCAAAUUUCAGUCUUCUGAUCAGAAGAGCGUUUCGAUAAAUUUUCCUAAGGAAUGUGAUUACAUACGCAUUAUUAGACCUAAGCUAAUUAUGAACGUAACUGCUUGCAAACUGAAUGAGGAAGUGUGGAACCCUAAGGAAACAACGGUUAUUGACAAAAGUAGCACCUGGCCGUCGUAAUACGAUACCUAAACGUCGACAGUUAGAAAAAUAGGUCCGCAAUACGUACAUGUGUGGCUUACGAAAUUGAGCUGUUUUUUAGUAUCUGGUGUCUUAUUGGGUUUCUAUUGGAAGAGCUGAUAUCUGAUUACCAUUAGAUAAUUUUCAAAAUUGAUCAUGUUCAUCAAUAACACAAGAUAACUAGCAUACAAAAGUCCUGAAAUGUUCGUUCAGAAGAUGAGAGUUAUUGGCCAAACUUUGUUAAGGAAGUCUCAUUUUGACAACAAAGGUUGCACAUGUAACCUGAGGAUUUUAGGAACUGAAAAAGCAUUAGCAUAAUCUCCCAUAGUGGCCUGAUAGAUUUUGUUAUGAUUAUAUUUACGUAACGAAGUGGAAAUGAAUCCUGAAGUUGGUAGGUCGAUUGUCUUUUCCAAGGCAAUGAACUCUAAGGAAGCAUUUCAUAUGAAUAUUUUUGACAUUUUGUGUACCAGUACACGAGGACAAAACUUUGCAGAAGGGUAGGGACAUUCGGGAAAGGAUGUAAUCUACACUAGAGGCCAUUGGGAGCUUGAUUUGGUUUGAAUGUAUGACUAAUUUUGGACAAUAUAUACAUGUAAAGUAACAUAAUGCUAAGUGUAGGUUUCUUUUGUCCACCAGGGCAUAAAGUUCAACUUUCAGUUGGUUGAAAGCAAAACGUUUACUAUAAUUAUUCUAUUUAGGUUUUGUGGGACUGUAUUUUCAAUAAAGAACACAGAAAAUUUUAGUUGAGGUAAGCAGACAUGAGGUUGCAAAUGGAAGAAUCUAGGGAAAAAAGAAAAGUGCAUUACAAGAUCAGAACACAAGCAAUAUUUUAAUGAAUCAUAUGUUGAGUUAAGUACUCUAAAGUAACACUACAUUCACGUUGCUAAUAAUUUUUAACCCAAUAAGAUUUACAACUUGACCUGGAGAUUUUAUUUAACAGAAAGUUCAAUAGAGAUAGAGUGUCACCAUAAUAGAUUUCAGGAACAGUAAUCAGAGACAUAACUUAAACACAGCAGAGUUCAAUGUAAAGGCAAGUGCAUGAUGGUAUCAUAUGAUUUAAACUACCAGAAGCUUUCAAGUUUUCUUAUUAUUGAAAUUAUAAUUUCAUGCCAGUGAGUCUACCAAAUUCAAGUUAUGUGGAGAAAUGAAUAGGUGAACUUGACAUCAUAAUGCAAACUUGGGUCAACUUCACAUCAUCAUGCAAAGUGCGAAUCUACUGUACAAAAAGGUCCAAAACAAACAUGGUAAGCAACUGAACUUCAUGUAUCACUCUGUGCUAGAGCACACAAGAGGACUUGUGAGACCUGCUUCACUCUCAUUUGCCAGAACAAGAUUGAACUUCUGGUACCAAUCAAAAUUCAGAAUGAUUGUGACAGUUUGGAACUGAUCUGUUAAGACUGUGCUUUUAAGGGGUCUACAGGUCUGAUUAGAACCCUGGGUCUCUGAGGAUACCAGAUGGUUAUCUAAUCCACAUCAAGUAGCUCUAACUUUUAACUAUAAACACAACAAAUGUCAGUUUCAUUAAACUGUCUUCAUAAAAACUCAAGUCUAAGUUAAGUUAAUUAAAGUGUACUUUGGUAUUCUAAAUAAGCACAAGUAAAUUUUUCACAGAAAACAAAUGUUGAGCUCAUAGGGUGUGUGCAGUUUAAAGUAUUUGAAAAAUUUAAAAGUGCUUAUCAUAUGAUAAAUCAAGUUAUUAAUUAUUCAUAAUGUAUACAUGAAAGAUACACAUUUACAGGAAAUCAACAAACUGAUGACAGAUAAAUUUGACUGUAUUGACUAAAUGAAGUGUGUGCCAUCAAAAUUUGUCCUUCAGCUGAAUUCUUACUCAGAAAUACAAUUUUGUUAGUGUUUAUCAUUAUAAAUAAAAGUAUCCAAGCUUUUGUUUAUUUUUGUCAGCUACUGCAUGUAUCAAUCGGAACAACCUACUUUGUGUAAAUCUGAUUGGUUUCUAAUGUGAUCUAUUGUUGCUGAGCCUAGUUUAUAUCAUUUUGUACAUUAGUUAUUACUUUUUCACUAAUGGUAAAUGAAAAAGGCACCUAGCUAUUUUCAACCCAUCAAAAGAGUGUAAAUUUUCAUGUAUAUCAGUAUUGUGAUGAAUUCACCAAACCAAACAAGUAACUGAAAAGGAGUUGUAGUCUACCAAAUAACGGCCUAAUACACAUGUAUUGCUACCAAGUAUAAACACCAAUGCUUAUCUGAACCAUUAUGAAGAGAAUCUAAAAGACUGCCAAGGUUAAAGGAAGUCGGCUAAAAAUUGUUUAUUCUAUUCGUAUUCGAUGACAUGUAAUUCCAUGGGUGGCCGGGUAUUCUGCAGUUUAACCUAAAUUUUAUCUUAGCAUGUACUUAAAAGCCUGGUUAAGUAAUUUUCUUACUGAGCAUGUAGUAUAAACAGAAAUUCAGGAUAAAAAACGUUGCGGUAAAUGACUUACGUGAAAUGUCAAUAAUUACUCCCAAGUUUCAAGGUGGCGCGACCUGCACUAGAGGUCCAGACCGUGAAAUGUUGGCUGGGGAGAGCACAACUCCACGCUGUAAUUCGCACUUAGAAGACAAGCCAACUGUAAGAAAGCCGGCGUGUGAAGUCUAAGCAACAAAGAUGAACUAAAAACUAGAUAAAAAACGAUCUUCGACUGCGUGUUAGUCAGCCACCAUUGCAAACUGGUCGCUUGCAGAAACAUUUUUUGGGAUCACUUUCUGAAGGAGCUUAGAAACCAGGCUCAACUUAGUAGCCAAGCCUACUGAAUUUGUGCCCAAGCCUUUUCUUGCUUGCGUGACCUUUUUUGUCACACUAGAGAAUACAAGGAACUUCGGCGAGUAGUAAACACAAGUAUUAAGUAUUUUGUGUUUUACAACCUAAAUUUAGUGUUUCCUUUAUUAAUAACCUUAUACUUUCUUGAUCUGAUACUGGAACCUAUCUCCGACGAUAGUAAACCACGUGACAAGCGCUCCGUUCACCGUGACAAAUCCAGCCAUGUAUAAAUAUCUUGGAUCAUGGCAUAGCGUGGACUACAAACCGUGUAAGCUACACAAAAAUAUUACAGACUUCAAUAUUAUGUGUGCGUAGGCCUUGCCAUCGCGCUGUGACACGGUUCAGUGGUCAUAUGCAAAUUCGGGUAACAAUCAUUGAUAAACGAAUAGUGAUGAUUUAAAGAAAACCAAAGUGGCUUGAGAAUUUAAGGUUGUACAGACUCAACCAAGGAUUGCUACGAACAAAUAUAGUCCUUAAUCCGUUGAUCAGCUACAGAUUUGUAUCACCAUGAUCAUAUUUCGUACCGAACGUGACAACAUCUUUGUCAGUUUCGAAACGCUUGGUUAAUACUUACUUUAUUAUCGUUUUUGUUCUGAUUCAUUUUUAUCAAUAAGUCUUUCGUUAGUUAAUGGUUAUUACACAAUAAGUUUGUUAUUCCCGAUCAAUUCCCAUUUAAGUACAUGUGUAAAGAUUCUAUUUCAAUCAUCGCCACUAAAUCAUCGCUGCUAGAUAAUCGCUAUGAGCUAUUUGCUAUCGUUAGGAGCUAUACCAAAGUAAGUCUUUAUUUCUUUUACAUUUACGUUGUUUACCUUUUGUAUGUAUUAUUGGUGUAGUUCUCGUAUUCAGUUUUCCGUGCAAUCUCCUGGUUAAUGUUACAUUUCGCGAUUCAUUUUUCUUAGUUUUGUUUCUGUUGUAUUUUCUUUUAGUUCGAACCACACGCAACUUCAACCGCUACUCUCAUCAAGCAAAUUAACGUCUUAGCGCUAUCAUCUAAAAUUAAUGAAGAUUACUGUGUGCGUUCGAAUUGUCCGCUCAGUCAUUUAGGUAACCUUUUAAGGUUAAAACCUUGAGCAAGACUUUUACUCUGUGUCCUCUGUGGAGCCAAGCAUGCAUAUCGAAGGGUAAUCACAAAUUCACUUUUACACGAGCACUUUAGAAGUUUCACAAGGACAUGACAGCCAUUCAGUAAAGUAUAGGACUCUUAGAAAGUCUUGCCUGCAUUCGGACUGUGCUGUUAAGUGUCCGGAUUGGCGGAACUGGUGAGAUAGCAAAUGUGUACCUCGGUUUGCUUCACGGAUUCCGUUCACGGGAAAAGGAAACAACAGAAAUCCACAAACACCAAUUCAAAGCCUUGGCUGUGCUCAGUUCUGUUGUAAAGCACUUAGGAAGCCACUAGAGUACUCAAAAAGCGGAGAGAAACACUCGAUGUCUCUAUUCGUUUUAUAAUAAAGAAUCCGUUUAAUUCCCCAAUUUUCAAAACAAAUUUUAUUUUCAAAGUGAACAACAGUGUAGUCAGCAUGCUCUAUACUCUCGUAAAACACACUACAAUGAGCCAAUCAGAAUCUUUGAUAAAAUGGUUCAAAUAAUCUAAUUGGUUGAACAAGACUACAGCUGUCAAAAAUGUCAAACUAUUAAAGCUCACAAACCGUCAAAGUUCACAAUUUGCAAUAGUUUACAAAACUGAAAUACUUCGGCGCGGCAGGUUGAAUUUAACACUUUUGCCUGAAGUUUUUUAAGUCUCUAAUACAGAAUCUAAAGUUAAAAUAAAUCUAGAAAUCCGGACGAGUUGAAGCUCAUAAACACACGCGGUUUUUUUCGCAUGGCAAUUAGAAAACAAACUGCUCAAGGCGGUGUUUUAUAAAUGAACGACGGUCAAAUUCACAGGAACAUUGCUCGCGGUGACUGCGCCGUGCUGCUGAGACUGAUGUGGCCUUCCACUCGACGCACUGGAAGGGUAUCAGAGUAAGCUCUCAGUUGUUUACUCGAUGGGCGGCUGAUGUAAUUUCUGAGGCUUGCUUCACCGCGAUGACCGGAGAUCGCUAUGAUAAGCCAGCUGUGAUGGACCUCAGCAUGAUCGCAGUCGCUCUGACACCGUCAUGAUUAGUAUUAAUUUUUAACAAUUAUGCCAGUUUGGCUAUAUUUGUCAUAAUUCGGUCUUUUUUUCUUUUGUUUUUGAACACGAAACUAUGCAUACUAUACGAGUGUUAGAAUGGCUCCGGUUGCUCUUGCAUACGGCGGAGAAAAAAAGUGGAAAAAAGCUUAGACAGAAGCAUAUUAAUGAGUGACUUAAGAGAGAGCAACAUGAAUGUUUGUCACACCACCAGGUGUGACAAACUGACAAGUCAAAAUUGCUAGGUCAAACUGACAGUGCAGGCAGGAUAUUGUAUGGCAUAUCUGUGACUGCCAAGUCAAGAUUUGUCCUUAACUAACUUUAAUCUACAGUAUAUGAUAUUCUAAUGUAGCGGAUAUGCAAACAAGCCAGAUUUUAAACUGAUAUCAACCGAGACGUUUUUAGAGAAAUCUAGUCUCAUUUUGAUUAAGAGACAGUCAGAGAACAUAAUAUCAUUACUCAAGACUGAUCGACUUAUUUACUUCGACGAUGACCUGAUUCGUUCGUUACCAACAGUUCCCGCCUCAGUUUUAUGACACCUAACCGGGCAACGUAAAGGCGACAGUCGAGUUUUGUUAUGGGCACCUGUUUUGACAAGCAUGUACGUAUGUCAGCAGGGCACUUCCAUGAUUCUAACAUGACGCUAACAGUAAGUUAGCUGAUACAGGAAAUUUGCAUUUGUCUGACGAAAGUUUUUCAAUUUAUCAUCACUUUUCGAACAAUCUUUUGUAUAAUUUCGAUCAAUCUGAAAUACGCUGUAUAGCAAACAGCCAUGCACAGUAAUGCAAUAGGUACUUGGAAGACUUUAUAAGUAGAUGUACAUCAAGAAUCAAACAUCCUACAACGGCACACAGCGAUGCAAGUCUUUCAGCUAAAUCUUUUACAUGCACCCAGUGCUUGCAGUGAUCAUUUUUUUUUCAAUUUUUGGGGUAACAUCAUUGAGAAGGAUUAUUUUCAAAUAUAAGUUCCAUUAUCCUGGAAAGGGGACAGGGGGGGGGGGGGUUUGAGGCAUGAAACAAGCUGCUUCCUUGUAGUUACUUUGCCUUUUUUCACAUAGGGAUAAUGUAUUUGAUCUCUUGAUUCAACCACAGGUCAACGUUCAUCAUAUGCUGUAUGGAUCAUUUUUUGGUCACAGUUUCAAUUCUUCUACUUUUUGUUACCCUUUCAUCCUCUGAUGAAGGUAUGUGGGAUCAAUAAAGAGGGUUUUAAUGAGGUGAUGGAUUUUACGGCUAACGGUUAAAAUUUUGGCAAUUUUACGGCCAGCGGUUGAUUUUUUCCCGUUAUGGUUAAGUUAAAAAGUUUUACGUGAAUCUUUUUUCACAACUUAUGGUCAAACUAAGUCCAUUUUUACGGCUAUCGGCUAAAGUUUUUGGCCGUUUCACGGCUAACGGCUAACCACACGAGACCUUUAAUAAAGUUUGAUACUUUUUUUCUUGAGCCACGUUACUCAAGUCCUUUCCUAUUUAAUGAGGGCUUCUGUCAAUAAUAAUUGUCCGAAAAAGAAAAUUAACUGUUUUUCCAAACAGUAAACUUAUAUCAUUAUUCGUUAAUGUACUUGAGAUAACUUCGUUACCUGAAAGGAUCGAUUUUUCAGUGUCAUAAAAUAUCUGAUCACGAAAUACUGCACGCGUGAAGUGUUAAGAUGUAGGUACGUUAGCAUCAUUGUGAAGUUUUAGAUUCGCGCCUUCUCCUGGAGAAAUAUUGUAUACAAGUGAUUGAGCACUUUUGCUGCGUCAGAGUGGCCUUAUCUUACAAUCCGGGGCAUGCCGGAAAGAAUUUGAGGAAGUUCCGGAAGCUUUCGACUACUUCUCGGAUUUGAAUAACUUCUCCUGGCCCCCGUCGUGUUUAACUGAGGCUAUAUAAACACCGAGAGUCCCCUGUUGUUGAAGUGGUUCUCUCUUUGUAUCACACGUGCUCACGAGGAAGUUACAUAACAGUCAAUAGUAAUGAAAAGGGAAUGCAUUUACCACAUGGAUUAACGUGACUAUGCGAGUUGUCCUUCUUUCUUCACACAGUGUUCAUUUUUGUCAGAUCAGAAAGCUGUCAUAUUUACACAACUUCAUUACUAACCUUUCAACAUAUUUCUCUGUAGUGAUUUUAGAGAAACAGCCAACACCAACUAAGAACUGGUUCUGGGCACAAUCAAGGCCACCUAAUCCAACCUUUACGCCGUCGCAGUUCGGUGGGCCGAGCGGGGUAUGAUUACAUCUUUCAACUGUUGUUUUCGCUUGGUGAUUAGAAUCAAAAUUAGAUGACAAAGAGAAUUGUCACCUUUCAGUAAAAAAAUAGUUAUCAAGGUUUGGGGAAAUUAGCUGUCUUCAGUUUUGAUUGUGCUUCACAAUGCGACAGAAAAUGAAGGAGUGUUUCUCAAAUACCAAUCAUUAAAAUCAGUUUAUUUUUGGUUUAGAUUGGAUGCUCCGGCUGUCUCUAGAUCGCAAGGAAAAUUUCUGAUCGGACCUCGUCUGGGUUUAAUUUAUAUUCUUCAAUACUCUUGAAUAUUUUUUACAUCUGUCAUUUUAAAUUGAAGAUUAAUUUUACAUGGUUCGUACGCACUCUUAUCCUUUAAAUAAAUACCGAAACGAAUUUUCGGUAUUUAUUUAAAGAAAAUUACACGAUCUAUCACAACAUUUUCUUUUCUUUUUAUUUUGCCCCUUUCUUAUCAAAAAUGAUCUUCUUAAGCUGAAAAUGAUCAAGAAGGAAUGAAAGGUUGUCUUCGUUUAAAUGAUUUUUACCUCUCGUUUAGCAAUAUGUUUACGUUACUCACUGAAGCUGGAAGUUAAAAUGUUAGAUGUUCAUCAUUAAAACCCCCAAAAACACAGUGCUAUAAUGAGUGAAAUCAAGUGUGCCUUGGUUACAAUCGAAAACAGCUCUUUCUUUUCAAAUGGAUAAAACCUAAUAACCUCCUGAUAUAUUAUUUCAACUGAUUAAUAGUGGGGGAAGCAGACAUAUUAUUCAACCUGUGAUAUUUCUGAGGAUGCAUACCCACAACCAAACAACUGGCUUACAAGUGAUCCUAUUGAGGUCCACAGAGGAGUGACAGCAGUCUACAUUACUCUUGAGUACCGAACUGGUAAUUGUUCUCUGAGAAAUGGAGGGAAAUAUUGUAAAGAGUAUUUUGACUUAUACGUACAUCAGUCCGGGCAAUCAACGCAACCCGACCCCCUAACAAACAGUGCUUCUUAUGACAAGAUUGCUAGAACAGCUCCGUCAGCUCUUGGUAUUAGAGUGUCUCAAACGUUUAGUGUAAAUGUUAAAGAAAAGUACAUCGUAUUGGCUUUUCAUGACCAGGGUUCAUGUAGUCUCCUUUACUCCGUCGCUGUUAAGUAUUACUUCUGCCCAGAGACAGUUCAUGUUGGUGGUUUGGUGAACUUACCACGUACAAUUGCUCCAGCAAACAACUCAGUUCCAGUUGUAAGUAGUUGUACUAAAAAUGCCGUCCACGAGCAAGGUAUUUUAAGGGUGAACUGCCAAAGUGAUGGGGGCUGGAACAUCAGUUCACUUAAAGGAAAUUGUAUAUGCAAAGAAGACAUGGAAAAUGUAGGAGGAGAAUGCAAAGGUAUGUAUAACUACAGUAACAUAGAAGUGCAGUGCUGA
Pocillopora meandrina is the source of this 33008-nucleotide messenger RNA. NCBI's taxonomy places the organism in Eukaryota, Metazoa, Cnidaria, Anthozoa, Scleractinia, Pocilloporidae. The record is from the annotation of a GenBank genome assembly.